AAGUUAAAUUUCCUGCUAAUAUUAGAUCUCAGUAGCUUCUCAUCCUAACCAGGAGUUACUGGGUAUCUUCGGUCUUGCCGCACGGGUGUUGUGAGAGGUGAAUUUUUCGGGUUAUAAUUUUAGAAUUUUGGUUCCUUUUCUCCUGUUACAGGAGAGUUCUUUCUUGAAGUUUUAUACUAUAUUUUUAUCAAAAUGAGGUGCUCAGUUCAGGUCAUUGCAGCAUUGACCUUGGUGAUUAUCAACGAUGCAUACUCCCGACCCAACGCAGCAUACCAACAACAGUAUAACAAUGCCAUCAGACCGCAGAUUCAAAGGGAGGUGAACGGCAAAACGGACGAGAAGUACUAUCACUACGACGGCGUCCUGGUUCCCGUGAUGUACAUGCACGAUUCCUGGCCGAAACAACCCUCCACGGACCUCUCUUUCGGCGACAAACUACCCGCCCAGAGCGCGCCUUUCGUGAGGGCACCAAAACCGGAGCCGUUUACCCAACCCGAGGACGCCGAGAACUCGCUCAAGGAUACCGACCGCCUCAUAUCCAAACUCCAACACUUGGCCAACCUCAAGUACAACCCGAACCCGGACGACACUCGCUCCAACCAAAUCUCCGACAAAGUUUACAAGAAGAUGAAGAACCCCAACCGCCGUAGGUCCAAACCCAGUAAGGUCGUAUCCGCGCUCAAGGAGAGUAUCAUCAAGGAGGUCGAGAAGGACGUUAAAAUGGACGCCUCGACCGCACAACUCAAGGACAAAUACAUGGACACUGUUUUAAAACCCAAGCGGGUCGUCCAGCAAAGGGUGGUGUACACACCAAAAGCUCCGACGCCUUACAAUUCCUACCCUUUGGACAACGAAUACGGCGCAGCGUACCCGGUCGCGAGUUAUCAGUCCUUUCGUGACGAGCCCCAGCAAAGGGUACCCGAAAGGGUCUUCGACAUCCCGAUGCUGAAUCUGCCGAGCUUGGCCCUGCCCAUGUACCAAAGCCCGAUGGAAACCAACCCUUUGUGGGCUAAGUUAUUUCCAGCCGCAUCCAAAGGCCCCUCGCCUUUUUUAGAGACGUUCUCGACGGCCGUUGAGUACGGCACCGACUCGGAUUGCAAACAGAGAGACAACCAGAAGAUCGAGAGUUUAAACCGUGUCAAGCGUGGAUCCGAGGUCGAUACCAACGAGGUGGCCUCAGCGCAGAGUUUGAACGAAUCAGAGGGGGAGAAUAAACCCGAAGGCGAGGGGGAAGAGUCGCACGACGUUACCAACUUUACAGUGAUAAUAAUCUCUGAUGAGAAGAGAGAGGAAGACACGAACCGAGCAGACAAGAAACUAGACACAGACACCGACGCAAGUGGAGUUCUGAAGAACGAAAUUCUGCACUAUAAAGAUACCUACAAAGACGCACCAACCCACACAAACUCACUAUUAAAACCUCUGUCUUUUUUUAGCGCUAGUACCAACAAGAACAAGCAGGAAGGGGGUGUGAUCCCUUCUUCGCGCGAGGGCUCCACCGGGCCCCAAAUCUCGACCCUGAAGGUGCGGAAGGGUGGAGUGGCUAUCGCGGGCCCAGGGGGUAUCGCCACCGCCGGCUCGGGGGGCACGGCUAUCGUGGGCCCAGGGGGCACCGCCUACACGACGGCCGACGGUAUGGCUGUAGUAGGCUCUGGAGGUAAGGUCGUGUCCCUGGGUGCCCAGAACGAGCAGUCCCAGAACCAUGGGCUCCACGUGCCGCAGUACCAGAUUCAAUACCAGCCGCAACUCUCGCCAUACGGGGUUUUCCCGGAGUUGAUGCACGGUAGGCCCACGAUGGACUACAGGCCAGGGUUGGUCAGGGUCAACCGACAUGCCAAGGUCACGGAAGAUUUUGGUGAUACUCCGGACAGGGACACCAGGGACUCCACCGAGAGCACGGGUUUGCAUUUGCUCCCGUGGGAGCUGAUCUUGGAUCAGAAACCUGAGAAGUUGAUGGUAUGGCCGAACUCGAAUAAAAUUAAUCCGCUGGAUGGCUGGCAAGACUUUAACCCAUUUGGAAGUCCAUAUCAAACGGAUAAUUCACGGCUUAGCAGAGCAUAUUCUCAACAUGCGUUUCCUUUCCAAACAAACCAACCAGUCCAAUGGACUCAAACGCCAGUCAGUCCGUUUUAUCCCCAAUCGAUGAACUCCCUCCAAUUCCAGCAUAUGAACCAUCCAGAUCCAACCUUCAACCCAGGCACUCAGAUUGAUGGCACUCGGAAUCUCAAAUUCCCUGGCUAUUCUAGUUAUGAAAGAUAUUUACACAAUUUGGAAAAGGACACGAACUAUAGGAACAUGCGUUUUUUCCCACCACAGUAUCAGUUCUUUGAUUUUGGCUUUAAAAACAUGCAGCGGUCCCCUAUGACUGGAAACGUGAAUUGCGACCUCAGCAACAACUGGUGCGGCGCGGAGCAACCUAAAGAGUUACCUCGAAAAAAGGAGAGAGAAAAAGUCAUAGAGCUGUCUGAUCAUAAGAAACCGGUGGUUAUCAAGAUCGUUUCGCGAGACAAUCAAAUACAUUUUGAUGCCAUGCACCCGUCUGACGCGGAGAGUUUGGCACCGGACAGCCAAGUUAACUCUCUCAACUCAGUAACGAGUGACCUGAACACCGAGAUAGAUCCUUCAGAAGCGAUAAAUCGUGUGUCUAUCGGUGACCCCGUAGCCCCCUGGCAUCGCAGAAUUGAGAAAAAACCAAAACUUGACACUUUGAAGUACUUGAUAAAACAAGAUAGUACAGAUGAUUCAAGAUAUGAAAUUGUAAAUUCACAAGCUAAGUCCGAUAUGUCAAAUGGAGAACGUAAUGAUCCUCCAAAAUUGAUAAAAAGUGAACACCAAUCCAUUAUUGAUUCUAUAGAACGGCAAGACCCGUCAACUCACUUAACGCCUACAGAAUCGGUCGAUAUAGCAAGCCGAACAGGUCUCGAUGCUGCGAAACGUCAAAACGAGCCUACUAUGGUAUCUGCGCCUGCAGAAUUGCCUGAUGAAGCAAGCCAAUCGGAUACUACUGUGGAACUCCAAAACAAGCCGAAAGUUGAUUUUCCGCCUUCAGAAUUGGUUGACGCAGCGAGCCAAAUAGAUGUCGAUUCAAAACCUCCCAACGAAUUUACAAUCGGAUCUGCGCUUGCAAAAACGCCCGACGCAUCAAGUAAAACUAACAAUGAUCUCGUAGACCAAGAUGGUUCUGCCCUAGAACCUGCGCCUGUAGAAUCGCUCAAUGCUGCGGGUCAAACAAAUUCCCAGUCCCUGAACUCUCAAAACCAGGAUGAGCCCUCAAUGGGUACUGCGCCUGCAGAAUCCUCCGACGCAGCAAGCUUGACAGACACCAGUUCUACUACCCACCAAGAUGAGCAAGCGCCUGCAGAAUCACUCGAUGCAUCUAGCCGAACAGAUCACGAUGCUGUAGAAAGUGCAGACGAACAAUCAAAAGAUUCUGACCCGGUAGACACUCCUGACGCAACCAGUUUAACGGGCUCUAGUUUUUCUCGAAACCAUGACGAUGUUGCCCCCGUAGACUCGUCCGAUGCGACAAGCGCUGAUUCCUCAGACAGCACCGACUUAGAGUCUCCUCACCGAGGCUACAACGGUGACCUGGAGUCACUCCGACCGGAAAAAUUCCACAUCAACACAGCCGGGGACUUCGGACCCAGCCGCCUUCACCCAACCGAAGACGCAACCCCGCAACACAUGUCCGCCCGACAGCGCCCGCUCUUCAGUCUCCAGCAGACUUUCGGACCCCCAACUUCCGACGACGCCAACCAACAGCGGAUGCCGUUCUCCCUCACCAAGUACCCAACAACCCCGGAGGAGUUCGACCCUACUCGGGUCUUCGGUCAAAAGCUCCGGAAGCGACCCAGCUCGACGAAGCUGAAGCUCAACGCCUCGCUGGCGGAGUCGGACGACAAGCUGAACAGCUACGUGGCUGACCGUCUCCGGCCGAAGAAGAAGACGACGCCAAAGCCAUGCCGGCCGACGCUGAGCAGCGCGUACCCCACGACAACGACGACGCAGAAGACGACGACUGCCCCGCGCAACGUGACGAACUUGAUCUUGAAGCCGAUGGCCAACGCCACGGCCGGGGAGAACGGGGUGGCGCUAGCCUCUCCCGUCUCCCACGCUUACGUACAGAAAGGCGCGACGGUCUACAUUCACUAUAGCCCCUCUGCAGUGGCUGUUGCUGGCUCCGGCGGCACUGCUCUGUCCAAGCCACAGCUUGUGAUCAAGUACUUAGAGAGGGUGAUAGCGGAGCACCGUGAAGCGGACCCGCGGGGGGUGGAGGCGCUGCCGUACUACGGCGGGGCGAAGGGGAAGUACCUGAUCAUCCACCCGUCGGGGCGGACGUCCAUCGUGGACCGGAACUCGGAGUUGCUAGGGCUCCGCGACGACGACGAAGAGGGCGGCGUCGGCGAGGCCGGCACCGACGAGGGCAGCACCUCCGAGACCGCCGGACCCUCCGACGGCGUCGAGAUCAACCCCCCGCCGGAUAACGCCUCCGUCGCCGAGGCUAAGCCCGUUGGACUCGCCAUCGCAGGUGCUGGUGGGGUUGCUUCUUCCAAGCCCGUGGCAACUGCUGUGGUUGGCCCUGGUGGGCUGGCCAUCGCGAAUCCCCGCGCCACCGCCAUCGCCGGCCUGGCCGGCGCUGAGCAGCUGAUCGGGAUCGGCGGCAAGAAGAAGAUCACCCUAGACGUCAACUCCGGGAGCACUGGAUCAACCUCCGGCACGACCGCGGCCAAGUCCCGGGACAUCCGUUUCAACAGCGAGCAGCCCCAGGGACCCGCCCAGGACCAAGCGCAAGACCAGACCCAGCCUCAGGAAUCCCUGCCCAAGCAAUUCAGCAUGAUCGGCAACUCCGCCCAGGACUUCAGAUCCCUCCCCAGGGUCAUCUACUAUCCGAUCACCCUAUAUUAGUCAAUUCUCGCCCUAGUAAAAGUCUUUAGUCAAUCAAA
Bemisia tabaci is the source of this 4943-nucleotide messenger RNA. The record is from RefSeq and is a predicted model, not a curated record. NCBI's taxonomy places the organism in Eukaryota, Metazoa, Arthropoda, Insecta, Hemiptera, Aleyrodidae.